Messenger RNA from Dipodomys ordii (Ord's kangaroo rat), 1719 nucleotides. It is a transcript of the gene Cenpl, whose product is annotated as centromere protein L. Lineage: Eukaryota; Metazoa; Chordata; Mammalia; Rodentia; Heteromyidae. The record is from RefSeq and is a predicted model, not a curated record. The transcript has 6 exons. Bases 262 to 1392 code for a protein of 376 amino acids.
AUGAUUUUAAACUGAGGUGGGCGCUAAGGCGUUGGUUGAACGGGCGUCUGGCGGGGCUGAUUUCACCAGGGUCCCUGGGGGCCGCAGGCUCGGUGGAGGGAGGGCGACUUGUGCUUUCCUUUCCUCUUGGUGAGCAGAAGAACCAUUUUUGAGGAGCCGUUAGGGAGCGUGGGUCUCGAUGUCGUCUUGGAGCCGACCUGAAGAGAAUGAGUCGUGGACCUAGAAUGGGCCACCGCGUCGUCCCGGCCCUCGGUUGGUGAGAUGCUCUGCGUCGCUUCCGGCCUGGCCCGGCCCUGGCGCGCCGAGCAUGCGCAAGCGCGGCUGAGCGCUGGCACUGGGCACCCGGGUACCAUGGAACCUUGUGAUUCACCGGAAUCAACUCCUAGACAGAAUGCCUCCUCAAAUCUUAAAGAUUACUUUUUAGCUUCCACCCCUUGGCAGAAACGAUUGGAAUCUGUCAGGAAGCAAACUUCCUUUGUUCAGACCACACCACGUAGGAAAGUUCCUGAGUGUUCACAAUUACAGGAAACUAUUGAUCCUCAUAAGCUUGCAUUCCUCUUGCAUAAACAAUGGACUUUGUAUAGUUUAACCCCGCUGUAUAAAUUCUCCUAUACUAAUCUCAAAGAGUAUUCUAGACUUCUGAGUGCAUUUGUUGCUGCUGAAAAGCAAAAAGGACUUGCUGUGGAAGUGGGAGAAGAUUUCAACAUCAAAGUGAUUUUCUCUACUCUCCUAGGAAUUAAAGGAACACCAAGGGACUCGGAAGCAUUUCUUGUCCAGAUUCUUUCGAAAUCUCAAUUGCCAUCUAAGAACAGAGAAGAUAAAGUGUUGUGGACUGGUUGGUUCUGCUGUAUAUUUGGAGAUAGUUUUCUGGAGACUGUUUCAGAAGAUUUUACCUGUCUACCCUUAUUCCUUGCAAAUGGAUCAGAGUCUAAUACAGCCAUAAUUGGAACUUGGUUUCAGAAAACCUUUGACUGUUACUUCAGUCGUUUAGCAAUCAAUGCAUUUAAUCUUUCAUGGAUGGCUGCUAUGUGGACUGCAUGCAAAAUGGACCAUUACAUGGCUACUACUGAGUUUCUUUGGUCUGUACCGUGUAGCCCUCAAAGUCUGGACAUUUCUUAUGCAGUACAUCCAGAGGAUGCAAAAGCUUUGUGGGACAGUGUCCACAAGACACCUGGGGAGGUUACUCAGGAGGAAGUUGACUUGUUUAUGGACUGCCUUUGUUCACACUUCCAUAGGCAUUUUAAAAUUCAUUUAUCAGCCACAAGAUUGGUUCGUGUUUCAACAUCUGUAGCUUCAGCACAUACUGAUGGAAAAAUAAAGAUUCUGUGUCAUAAAUACCUUAUUGGUGUGUUGGCAUAUUUGACAGAACUGGCAGUUUUUCAAAUUGAGUGAGGCCUUGAGUAACCUCUGAAUUACGGAUCAUAUAUUCUUUUGUCAGUGAUUAUUUGCUUAGUUGCUACGCUUAUAGGAGUGCAAGAGAAAUAGGUAUCUAUCCCUGCGUCUGUUUUCUUCACAGUGCCUUUGGAGUUGAUCAAAUGGAAAUGAAGAACCAUCUAGAAGGACAAUGUCGUUGGUAGUGGAUGAACCACAGCUUUACAGUUACGCAGCAGCCACAAUACUGUGGGAUAAAAAGUGUUCCAUUAAUUUGUUGGUCAUCUUUUAAAAAGUAAUGUUUAUUAUAUUUAUUAGUAGUCAAAUAAAUGUAUCUGAUGUUUGGUA